Molecule: messenger RNA, 1766 nt
Organism: Suncus etruscus (white-toothed pygmy shrew)
Lineage: Eukaryota; Metazoa; Chordata; Mammalia; Eulipotyphla; Soricidae
Product: cytochrome P450 2C19-like
Exons: 9
Coding region: 115-1590 (491 amino acids)
Biological process (GO): xenobiotic metabolic process
Cellular component (GO): cytoplasm; intracellular membrane-bounded organelle
Molecular function (GO): iron ion binding; oxidoreductase activity, acting on paired donors, with incorporation or reduction of molecular oxygen, reduced flavin or flavoprotein as one donor, and incorporation of one atom of oxygen; heme binding
Source: RefSeq, a predicted model, not a curated record
AAAAUUUAACAGACUGCCUACUCAGAAAGGCACAAAUUGAAUUAGGAGAAAUCUUUAUUUAAAAACCUUUAGAUUUUAAGUUCACAGUUCUUCGAGUAAGUAGAGAAAGCCUCAAUGGAUCCAGUUCUGUUGCUGGUGUUCUGUCUCUCCUGCUGCCUUCUCCUUUUUCUCUGGAAACAGAAUACCAGGAAAGGAAAGCUUCCCCCUGGCCCUACUCCUCUCCCAAUUAUUGGAAAUAUCUUACAGAUAGAUGUCAAGGAUAUUUGCAAAUCCCUGAGCAAUCUCUCAAAAGCCUAUGGCCCUGUGUUUACUGUGUAUUUUGGCAUGAAGCCUGUUGUGGUCUUGUAUGGAUAUGAAGCAGUGAAGGAAGCAGUGGUAGACCUGGGAGAAGAGUUUGCUGGAAGAGGCGAUACCCCAAUAUUUGAAAAACUUAAUGAAGGAAAUGUUGGAAUAGUGCUUAGCGCUGGAAAAAAAUGGAAGGAACUCAGACGCUUCUCUCUCAUGGCCCUACGCGAUUUGGGGAUGGGGAAGAAGAGCAUUGAGGACAGAGUCCAAGAGGAAGCCCACUGCCUUGUGGAGGAGUUGAGAAAAACCAAUGCUUCACCUUGUGAUCCUACUUUUAUCCUGGGAUGUGCUCCAUGCAAUGUGAUCUGCUCCAUCAUUUUCCAGAAUCGCUUUGAAUAUACAGAUCAAAUUUUUCUAGACAUGGUGAGAAGAUUUAAUGAAAAUAGUGAAGUUCUGAGCUCUCCAUGGGUUCAGAUCUGCAAUAUGUUUCCUAUUCUGCUUGAUUAUUGCCCAGGAAUUUAUAAGAAAGUAGUUAAAAAUGUUGUUCAUUUUAAAAGUUAUAUUAUGGAGAAAAUUAAGGAACAUCAAGUGUCCUUGGACAUUAAUAAUCCACGGGACUUUAUUGAUUGUUUCCUGAUCAAAAUGGAGCAGACAAAACAGAAUCAAGAUCGGGUGUUUUUGUUAGAAAACUUGGUGAUCACUGCAUUGGAUCUAUUUGGAGCUGGGACAGAGACAACAAGUACCACCCUGAGAUUUGCUUUGCUCCUGCUGCUAAAGCACCCAGAUGUCACAGCUAAAGCCCAGGAAGAGAUUGAGCGUGUGAUUGGCAGACACAGGAGGCCCUGCAUGCAGGACAGGAGCAGUAUGCCCUACAUGGAUGCCUUGGUGCAUGAAGUCCAGAGAUAUAUUGACCUUCUUCCUAACAGUUUGCCUCAUGCAGUGACCCGGGACAUUAAAUUCAGAAAUUACUUUAUCCCCAAGGACACUACCAUAUUAAUAUCACUGACUUCAGUCCUGCACGAUGACAAAGAAUUUCCAAAACCAAAGGUGUUUGACCCUGCUCAUUUCCUGGAUAAGAGUGGCAAUUUUAAGAAAAGUGACUAUUUCAUGGCUUUUUCAACAGGAAAACGAGUAUGUGCUGGAGAGAGUCUGGCUCGCAUGGAGCUGUUUUUAUUUCUCACCACCAUUUUACAGAAUUUCAACUUGAAGCCUGUGGUUGACCCCAAGGACAUUGACACUACUCCAAGUUCCAAUGGAUUUGUUUCUGUACCCCCUAACUACAAAAUCUGCUUCAUUCCUGUAUGAAGAACAAGAGACUAUGUGGGUUUUGCUGUGCUAUUGUCUUUAACUUCUGAUCACCUGGGUUGUUUACCUCUUCAGUAUUUCCUAAAAUUGCCUCGUAUAUUGCCCCAUUUUCAUUAAUUCAUUAUUUCAAUUUCAUUAUUUCAAGAAACUUCGAUUAAACUUCCAUUAAAACAGCA